AUUUUUAAUCAGUAUCGAUCUCUACCUCGCAAAGAAAACACCUCAACGGAGGUACUCUUGUAUCAUCUAUUAACUGUUAAAAUAAAAUAAAACGACAUUAACUGUUAGAAUCGUUAUGUUCCUCGCUCCUUUUCACAAAUUUCAGAAGUUCUUCCGCGAUAAAAAUCUCGGAAAUGACGACAAUAUCGCCCAGAGAUUUAUCUAAAGGACAAUUGCUGUCUCUGGUGCUAAAAUGUUCAGAUUUCGCUGCAAAAAAACACAAAAGACAGAAAAGAAUGGAUAAAGAAGGAACUCCUUACAUAAAUCAUCCCCUGGGAGUUGCAAAUAUUCUCACAGAAGAAGGGGACGUCCACGACCCAGUCGUCAUCCUCUCCGCAAUUCUCCAUGAUACAGUGGAGGACACAGAGACAACCUUCGAGGAAAUCGAACGAGAAUUUGGCUCCGAAGUCAAGCUCGUGGUGUCUGAAGUGACAGACGACAAGACAUUACCGAAAAUGGAGAGAAAACAACUGCAGAUUGAUCACUCUCCUCACAUCAGUCACGAGGCUAAACUAGUCAAAUUAGCAGACAAAAUUUAUAAUCUGAGAGAUCUGAGGAAAGAAAUUCCUGUUGGAUGGACUGCUGAGAGAGCUCAUGAAUAUUUCAAGUGGGCAGAGCAAGUCAUCCAGGGCUGCAGGGGUACAAAUGAAAGAUUGGAGGCAAUUCUAGAUGAAAUAUUUGCAUCAGAAAAAAUGGAGCACGAGAAAAUGUUGAAGAAAAGUGCCUGAACCGUUUGAAACUGAUCAAUAAAGUUUUUAUUCUUUAUAAAAAUAA
Molecule: messenger RNA, 813 nt
Organism: Diachasma alloeum
Lineage: Eukaryota; Metazoa; Arthropoda; Insecta; Hymenoptera; Braconidae
Gene: Mesh1
Product: guanosine-3',5'-bis(diphosphate) 3'-pyrophosphohydrolase MESH1
Exons: 4
Coding region: 174-767 (197 amino acids)
Molecular function (GO): guanosine-3',5'-bis(diphosphate) 3'-diphosphatase activity
Source: RefSeq, a predicted model, not a curated record